AUGAGUGUCCUCUCUGUUCUCCAGCGAUGGAACACGGAGCGGCGCAAGAUGUACUACUGGGUCGGCACCUUUUCCUGUGUGGUGGGUCUUCUCCUCUUCAUCUACAUUAUCCUGUCGAUGGUCUUGAAAAACCAGAGUGUCGUGCCGAACUUUAUCGCCGGCUACUGUGCCAUCUUCGCAACACUGAUGUCGCUCUUCCAAAUUCUUGAGCAUCUCACCUGCUUCUCUGACCCGGAGUGUCAGACGAAAAUUGUGCGCAUUCUGUUCAUGGUGCCCGUGUUCGCCGUCAUCUCUUCGAUCAGCCUUCUCGCCCCUGGCGUGGCAGAGUAUCUCAACCUUAUCCGCGACACGUACGAGAGCUACGUCAUCUACGCCUUCUUCCAGCUCAUGAUGGCUCUGAUGGGUGGCAUCGACACGGUGUACCGCACCCUCAUGAUCGAGGACCGCCCGCCGGUGCGGCAGAUCUUUCCUUUCUGCUACCUAGAGCCCAUCAAGGUGACCCCGACCUUCGUACAAAACUGCCGCCUCUGCCUCUUUCAGUUUAUGCUGCUGAAGCCGCUUGUCACGAUUAUUGUCCUCAUCCUCACGGCCAAGAACGCGAUGGGCUCGAGCAUGUUUGACCUUACCAAGGGAAGGUUCUGGACGUACUUGGUAUACAACAUCUCCAUCACGGUGGCUUUCACAGCGUUGCUCUACUUUUACAUGGGCUUGAAGGGUUUGAUAGAGGGCCGCAAUGUGUUCUUGAAGUUUUUGUGCAUCAAGGCGGUAGUCUUCCUUUCCUUUUGGCAGGGCUUGCUCAUCCAGUUCAUAUCAGCCGCAGGUCUGCUGCCCACAUUCUCGUAUUGGAAGGCCGAGGACACCCCGGCGGCGCUGCAGGACUUACUGAUUUGCGUAGAGAUGAUGUUUGUUGCCUUCGCACACAAGUACUGCUUCGGCAGCGACGAGUACAUCGUCAACGGCGGCGCCGACGGUUGCGUUAUUGAGGACACCUCGAACCCGGAAGGUGGGCAGACGCGCAACAUUCCGCCUAUCCGCUAUUCCGUCACGGAGAACCUCAAGUACACACUGAAGCACGAGGAUAUACUGAUGGAUGUGAGCGACAUCGUGCACAACCGGUGA
This is a messenger RNA of Leishmania mexicana MHOM/GT/2001/U1103, 1119 nucleotides long. RefSeq lists its product as hypothetical. Gene Ontology annotation, molecular function: transporter activity. NCBI's taxonomy places the organism in Eukaryota, Euglenozoa, Kinetoplastea, Trypanosomatida, Trypanosomatidae. The record is from RefSeq and is a predicted model, not a curated record. Bases 1 to 1119 code for a protein of 372 amino acids. Gene Ontology annotation, biological process: transport. The transcript has a single exon.